AUGACUGAGCUGCUCAAGAGCAUUUCGAGUGUGGCGAACAUAAGGCAUCCGGUUGUUGACGUGCACACCCAUGUUUACUUGCCACGAUACGCAGCUGAACUACGUGCAAGAACUUCGGCUCCCCGUAUCUUGAACUGGACAAAUGCCGGGGGAGAGACUGAGGAGAGACUGUUGAUUUUGGAUGGAGAGCCGAGCGCUGGCCGUCCAAUUGGUCCUCAGUACUGGGAUCGAGACGAGAAGCUCGAAUUCAUGCGGAGACAUGGUAUAAACAUCUCAUUCGUGAGUUCAGCCAAUCCAUGGCUCGAUUUCUUGCCAGCGGAUCGGGCUCAAACGUUGGCUCGAGAACUAAACGAUAACCUUGAAGAGUAUUGUGCGACUUCUCCCCCUGCCGAGGGGUUUUCUGGUCUCAAGACUCUCUAUGGUUUCGGCCUUCUCCCUCUUGUCCCAGAUGUAGAAGUGUCCACCAUCAUUCAAACUAUAGAGCAUCUUAAAUCACUCCCUCACAUCCGAGGCGUGAUUAUGGGAACCAAGGGCAUCGGGAAAGGCCUCGAUGACAAUGCGUUGGAUCCAGUCUGGGAUGCUAUUCAGGCUGCGAGGCUUGUCGUCUUCAUACACCCGCAUUACGGUGUUGACACUAAAGCCUUUGGAGAUAAUGAAAAUGGACACGUAUUGCCACUGGCCUUGGGUUUCCCUUUCGAGACAACCAUUGCCAUCACGCGCCUCAUUCUCUCAGGCGUUUUGGAUCGUUUCCCAGACCUCCAUUUGCUCUUAGCCCAUUCCGGAGGGGCUUUACCUCAGCUAUCAUCUCGACUUGCCUCAUGCAUCCAGCAUGAUCCUAUCGUUGCCAAUAGGUUGAAACAUGAUGCAAGAUACUACCUUGGACAACUCUAUUUCGACGCUGUUGCAUACGGUUCCGAAGAGUUGACCUUCGUUAGCCGAACUAUUUCUCGGGCAUCUACAUUCCAGACUGGCGGGGGGGCCGUUGAUACUCAAGUCGGAAGCACCAGGCUCUUGUUUGGUACCGACCACCCCUUCUUCCCGCCACUUGAAGCAAGCCAGAAGUGGCCAAGCGUAGAAAACAAUCUAGCGGCCAUCCGGGGUAUGGCUGGUGUAGAUCGCAAAGUUGAACAUCAGGCCAACAUCUUAGGUUUAAAUGCACUUAGACUUUUCGAUCUCCAUGAUCAAUUAUACGCAUGA
This is a messenger RNA of Suillus paluster, 1197 nucleotides long. RefSeq lists its product as uncharacterized. The transcript is spliced from 4 exons. Gene Ontology annotation, cellular component: cytoplasm; cytosol. The record is from RefSeq and is a predicted model, not a curated record. Gene Ontology annotation, biological process: secondary metabolic process. The coding region runs from base 1 to 1197 and encodes 398 amino acids. Gene Ontology annotation, molecular function: hydrolase activity; carboxy-lyase activity. NCBI's taxonomy places the organism in Eukaryota, Fungi, Basidiomycota, Agaricomycetes, Boletales, Suillaceae.